UGAUUCUCCGGGGUGUUUCAACAGGAAGGCGGACAUGUUGGUCAGGCAGUGGGAGAAAAUCGGGCACCCAGUAUUUUUUUUUUUUUUUUGAAUAGCAGCAUCGUUAAAGCUUGAUUUAUCCGCAUUCCCAAAGCAUCGUGGAUUACAUACUUGUUGGAAAAGUAAAAGCCGGCAUGCGGACUAAGAGAGAUUUAUCACGGGAGGAUUUGUAAAGGAUCGUUUUAACCAGGAUUUUGUUUUAACUCAUCGAAAUUUGUAAGGCGAAGUUUUUUGGUCGCCACUUCUCACUUUGCAGCUGUCAGACUCGUUUGGCCUGGCAAGCUUUUAUGGACAGAGGCCUGGAGAAACUUCAUUUCGUGUGGCCGCAUGCUAACUCUGCAGCAUUUGUUUUAUCGCUUGUUUUUGCGUGAAUGUGAUCGGUUUGUAUGUUUUAAACGAGCCCAUUCCCUUCAUAUCUCCUGAAGCUAAAUUAGCUUAGCGCAGUAUAAUCUGUUGCUGCUGCUUUUUGUGUUUGCCAAGUUGUCAUGGACUAAUCCGACACCUCGUCCUGUUGUUGUUUUGUCUCGAAAAUGUGGCUUUUCGUCCUCUCUCGGUGUUGUAUACGAUUCAACGAGAGCGAUAUUAAGGUAGUAAGGCACAAAACGUUGCUUUGAUCAAACUGGUGCUUAUUGCUUUGCGAGGGCAGAGGAAGUUAGCGAGUUAAUUUGCUAAUCUUAGCCAGUAACUCGCAUCUCCUCCACACUUCUGAAUCAAAUUCGUCUGAUCAGCUCCAAACAUGUCUGCUGGAGAAAGUUUGACAGCUCGAUUCGAGAAGAUCGAUGCCAUGCUGAAGGAUCCCAAAUCAGAGGUCAACACAGACUGUUUGCUGGACAGUCUGGAUGCUCUGGUUUAUGACCUUGAUUUUCCAGCCCUGAGGAAAAACAAAAGCAUCGACAACUUCUUGAAUAGAUAUAAGGACACAAUCAGCAAAAUUCGGGAGCUGCGCAUGAAAGCAGAAGACUAUGAAGUGGUAAAGGUCAUAGGACGAGGGGCAUUUGGAGAAGUGCAGCUGGUGAGGCACAAAGCCACACGGAAAGUAUACGCCAUGAAGCUGCUCAGCAAGUUUGAGAUGAUCAAGAGGUCGGACUCUGCUUUCUUCUGGGAAGAGAGGGAUAUCAUGGCCUUUGCCAACAGUAACUGGGUAGUACAGCUGUUUUAUGCCUUCCAGGACGACCGCUACCUCUACAUGGUGAUGGAGUAUAUGCCAGGUGGAGACCUGGUCAACCUAAUGAGCAACUACGACGUGCCUGAGAAGUGGGCUCGUUUCUACACUGCUGAGGUUGUGCUGGCACUGGACUGCAUCCACUCCAUGGGCUUCAUUCACAGGGAUGUGAAGCCAGACAACAUGUUGCUAGACAAGUCAGGCCACUUGAAGCUGGCAGACUUUGGGACCUGCAUGAAAAUGAACAAGGAUGGAAUGGUACGAUGUGACACAGCAGUAGGAACUCCAGACUACAUUUCCCCAGAGGUACUGAAGUCGCAGGGAGGAGACGGUUACUAUGGCCGAGAGUGUGACUGGUGGUCUGUGGGGGUCUUCCUGUAUGAGAUGCUCGUCGGUGACACGCCGUUCUACGCUGACUCUCUCGUGGGCACCUACAGCAAAAUCAUGAAUCACAAGAAUGCCCUGACCUUCCCCGAUGACAGCGACAUCUCAAAGGAUGCAAAAAGCCUCAUCUGUGCUUUCCUCACAGACAGGGAUGUGCGGUUAGGACGCAAUGGAGUCGACGAAAUCAAACGGCAUAGUUUUUUCAAGAACGACCAGUGGGCAUGGGAGAACAUCAGAGACACUGCUGCCCCAGUGGUGCCGGAGUUAAGCAGUGAUGUAGACACAAGCAAUUUUGAUGACAUUGAGGAGGAUAAAGGAGAGGAGGAGACGUUCCCCAUUCCUAAAGCAUUUGUAGGCAACCAGCUUCCGUUUGUGGGCUUUACCUACUACCAGUUUCCUCGGGAACCAGCUAUAAAGACAAGUGACAAACGCAGUUCGACAAAAGAAGAUAAGAGUCAUUUGGAGAAUCUUCAGAAGAGAAUUUAUCAGCUAGAAGAACAACUUCACAGUGAGAUGCAGCUGAGAGAUGAGAUGGAGCAGAAGUGCAGGGCAUCCAAUACAAAGCUAGACAAGAUAAUGAAAGAGUUAGAUGAGGAGAGUAACCUAAGGAAGAGUGUGGAGGCCAACAUGUCUUUACUGGAGAAAGACAAGAUCAUGAUUCAGCACCGAGCAACAGAACAUCAGAGAAAGGCUGAACAGGAGGCUGAAAAACGAAGAAAUCUGGAGAAUGAGGUGUCUACGUUGAAGGAGCAGCUGGAAGACAUGAGGAAAAUGAGUCAAAACAAUGAAAAGGUCACCCAGCUGCAGAACCAACUGAGGGAAGCCAAUGACCUUCUGCGGGCUGAGUCUGACACGGUGGUGCGUUUAAGGAAAAGCCACACGGAGAUGGUAAAGUCCAUGAGCCAGCUGGAGAGCGUGAAUCGUGAGCUGCAGGAGAAGAGCCGCGCAGCAGAGAGCGUCAAACAACAGCUGGAAAAAGAGCUGCUUCAAGUGCAGACCACGCUAGACACAGAGAGACGAACCUGCAGCCAAGGCUCAGAGGAGAUCAGAGAACUGCAAGCUCGUAUCACAGGUCUGCAGGAGGACAACAAGAACUUGAAACACAGUCUGUCUAAAGUGGAGCUGGAGAGGAAACAAGUGCAGGACAGAUGUAACGUUCUUGAGAAGGAGAAGAACAGUCUGGAAAUCGACCUGAACUACAAGCUGAAGACUCUACAGCAGCGGAUGGAUCAGGAAAUGACAGAGCAUCGCAUUACGAAAGCUCAACUCACAGACAAAUACGAGUCUAUCGAGGAGACCAAGUCAGCUGCUAUGCACGCGGUGGAGCAGAAGGUGUCGGAAGAGAACACGCUGCGGAUGCGAGCGGAGAGCAGGGUGGUGGAGGUAGAGAAGCAGUGCUCCAUGCUGGAGUUUGAUCUCAAGCAGUCUGUGCAGAAGAUGGAGCAGCUGAUGAAGCAGAAGGAGAGGCUGGAGGAAGAGGUGAAGGAACUGCGGGUGCAGUUGGAGCAGGAGUCUGGGAAGCGUGCUCUGGCCCAGAAUGAGCUGAAAAACUGGACGAUGGAGGCCGAACGCCUGAAAGGAUCAGAGAAGCAACUCAAACAGGAGAUCAAUGCGGCCCUUGAGAACAAACGCUCUGUUGAGUUCCAGCUGGCACAGCUCACCAAGCAGUACAGAGGAAAUGAGGGUCAGAUGAGGGAACUUCAGGACCAGCUGGAGGCUGAGCAGUAUUUCUCAACACUCUAUAAAACUCAGGUGAAGGAGCUGAAGGAGGAGAUAGAGGAAAAGAACCGUCAAACUCAAGACGCUCUCAAAAAAGUCCAGGACAUGUACUCAGAGAAGGAGUCGUUGUCUGCUCAGUUGGACCUCACCAUGACGAAGGCAGAGUCGGAGCAGUUGGCCCGCGCGCUGCAGGAGGAGCAGUAUUUUGAACUCUCUCAGGAGCACAAGAAAGCCACCUCACGGUACAAACAGGAGAUCUCAGAGAAGGACUUGACCAUCGGACAGCUUGAGGAAUCCAAUAAAACCCUUACCAAAGAUGUGGAGAUCCUCAGUAAGGAGAAGACCGAACUGAACGAGAGACUCCAAGCUCAAGAAGAAGCAUUUGCAGCAGGGAAAGAGGAGCUGGCAAACACAAUAAAGGCGAAUUACGAGAAGGCUCUUAAUAUAGAAAGAACUCUGAAGACCCAGGCGGUGAAUAAGCUGGCUGAGAUCAUGAACCGGAAGGACAUGAAGUUGGACCAGAAGAAGAGAGGCAGCACCACUGACCUGCGCAAGAAAGAGAAGGAGAACCGUAAACUGCAGCUGGAGCUCAACCAGGAGAAGGAGAAGUUCAACCACAUGGCCAUCAAGUACCAGAAGGAGCUGAACGAGAUGCAAGCGCAAUUAGCAGAGGAGUGCACGUAUCGCAACGAGUUGCAGAUGCAACUAGACAGUAAGGAGAGUGACAUUGAGCAGCUUCGAGAGAAACUGAAUGACCUGCAGCUCCGCGUGGACAGCUCUAGCAUCACCAGCCUGCAGCCAGACGAGACAGACAGUAACAUUGCUGAAUCAAGGCUUGAAGGCUGGCUUGCCAUACCUAAUAGGGCUAAUAUAAAAAGAUACGGCUGGAAAAAACAGUAUGUUGUGGUCAGCAGUAAAAAAAUUCUCUUUUACAACGAUGAGCAAGACAAGGAGCAGUCCAACCCUUCUAUGGUACUAGAUAUCGACAAACUUUUCCAUGUGCGUCCUGUCACGCAAGGUGACGUUUAUCGAGCUGAGGCUGAUGAAAUUCCAAGAAUAUUCCAGAUCCUGUAUGCGAAUGAAGGUGAGUGCAGGAAGGAAGCAGACCUGGAGAGUGUUCCUCAGGGUGAUAAGACCAACUGCUUGCCCCACAAAGGCCAUGAGUUCAUCCCCACCCUCUAUCAUUUCCCCUCAAACUGCGAGGCUUGCUCCAAACCGCUGUGGCACGUCUUCAAGCCUCCGCCGGCCCUGGAGUGCCGCCGAUGCCACGUCAAGUGCCACAAGGACCAUCUGGACAAAAAGGAGGAUGUUAUUGCUCCUUGCAAAGUUAAUUACGAUGUGACAUCGGCCAGAGACAUGCUGCUUCUGGCCUUGUCCCAAGACGAGCAAAAGAAAUGGAUCGGUCAUCUCGGCAAGAAGAUUCCCAAGACCCCUCCUUCCACUUUCGCAAGGGCGUCUCCACGCACCAUGUCCACCCGCUCCGUAGCAAACCAGUCCUUCCGCAAGAACCCCAAAAACAUGUCGGGCAAGCCAAGCUAACCAUCUGAACCGAAUUGGGAUUUUGUACUUUCCUCUCCAAAAACCUCUUUAGAAAAAUCUGUAACAACCUUGGGAAUAACCUUUUAAAGUUGCAUUUCAGUUUAAUAAAACAAGUACAAAACAGGCAGAAAUUGGUGCUGAAGUUCAGGAUUUUCCUCUCACAAGGCAUCGUGGACGUUGUUUGGCAUCAUCCUUUUUUCUCCCAGUAAAGCGGUGAUCCUCACAGAUUUAUCCUCCUGCUGUCCAGAGGAAAGCAUCUUUUCACAACUUGGGAAGGAAACUAUACGCUGUUCUCAUGCCCGUGUCUUUCUGGGAUCGGGCUGUAGCUUGACACCAUGGUAAAGGGGAAAUUUGGGGAAUACUGGGACAACUUUUUUUUAGUUUGCAAACGAUUUCUACUUCGAUGCCGCCUUCUGAUGGACUCUGGUUGCCUUAUUCAAUCCCUCAAAGUCUAAUGGAAAAUGGGUUUCGGGGCAAAGGGAGGGGAGAUUUUGAGGGUGCAUGGAGAAUAAUUACAAUCUAUGCAUAAUAUUAUCAUAAUUGUCUUUAUCAUUCUAAUUCUUUUUUGUUUUUGGAGGCUCCAAGCCAUAGGAUAUCAUCAUUAUAAUGGCGUCCGGAGACAUAAAAUGUCAUAGAAACCAUUGAAACGUUUUUGUCUGUGUUUAUUGGGUACAUUGUUUCUGUAAUAUUCUUUUGUUUAUCUUUUUUUUGUAAUGUGUUGCCUUACAUUUGAUUCAUAGAUAAAUGUUUCAAAAAGGAAAACAUUAAGUUAACAAAUGUAACUGCACUGUUUGAAUUGUAAUUUAUUUGUAGAAGACUAAACAGCUGUAGCGUUCGGCUCACCUAGUGCCUUUCGGAUAACAAUUUUACUGCCAUAUCUGUUUCUUUCCAACAAAUCUUUACUAUUAUGACAAGCAAGUUACUUUGAAAGCAAACGUAUCUAUUACAGCGUGAUUUUCCUUUCUUUUUUAUCGGAACCGAAACGGUUCCAAACAGAGCGGACCAUCUUUUGCAUGUCUUAAAUGUUGUCAACCAAAGUUCAAACGUUCUGCAUGAAGCGCCAUGAUGAAGGCAACAAACAUGUCCUGCUAUUUUCGUAGUCUAUAACAGAACAGAUAACAUUCCCACCGUAAAAGAGUUUGCAUUCAGUGUACAUACUCAAAUGAAACGAGAUGAUGAAUACCUCCUCAAUAAUCCGACAUGGUUUUUACAAUACGUUUUCAGUAAAAGAAGCACUGGAACUAUGAUCUGUUUUGUCGUGGAUGUAUUGCAUGAUAAAUUGCAUUGGAGGCCGCACUGAUGGAUAUGUGUCAAUAAACAUAUCUUUAUCUAUCACCUAA
Messenger RNA from Labeo rohita (rohu), 6183 nucleotides. It is a transcript of the gene rock1, whose product is annotated as Rho-associated, coiled-coil containing protein kinase 1. The transcript is spliced from 33 exons. Gene Ontology annotation, molecular function: small GTPase binding; ATP binding; Rho-dependent protein serine/threonine kinase activity. The record is from RefSeq and is a predicted model, not a curated record. Gene Ontology annotation, biological process: actomyosin structure organization; embryonic morphogenesis; mitotic cytokinesis. NCBI's taxonomy places the organism in Eukaryota, Metazoa, Chordata, Actinopteri, Cypriniformes, Cyprinidae. The coding region runs from base 776 to 4843 and encodes 1355 amino acids. Gene Ontology annotation, cellular component: cytoplasm; cytoskeleton.